UCCAUACCCUUGUUAUCAUAAACGGAUCUGUAUCCAUUUUCGUGCAAUUAACCCUAAACGCAACACAUGUCUCCCCCUCAUAACACUUGCCAAUUUGCGAUCGUCAUUUCCCAUUGACCGAGAAAGGACCAAUUCAUCCUCCACACUCAAAAUUAGCAACACAAACUCCUCUUUCUUCUUCCUCCUCCUUCCUCACAUCGUCUUCUCUUCUCACAACCCCACCAAAAAUCACCAUGAACAGACCAAAAGAAGCUUCAGAAAAACCCCAACAAGAACAAGAAGAAGAUGCAAAUUUAUCUCCUUCCCAACUUCUUCAACUCGCUGAAACCCAUCUUCGUCUUCGCAAUUUCUCACUUUGUCGUCAAUAUGCUCUUGAAUCUCAUCAACCCCAUGACCCUAAUUCUGUCUCCAAUCAUCGUCAUGCUUCUCAACUUCUUGCUAUCUCAAAUACCCUUUCUUCUCCAACUAAUUUCUACUCAAUCCUUCAAAUCGAUACUUUCUGCAACGAUUUUACCCUAAUUCGUUCUCAAUUUAAGCGCCUUCUCUCAAUUCUAGACCCCAUUGAAGAGAAAUCCCCAUUAGCAAAGGAAGCAGUUAAUUUGAUUUGGAAAGCGUAUGAAUGUCUUUGUGACCCCACCAAAAAAACCCAGUUUGACUCCAAGCUUAUUGGUCAAAGGAGAGAGAGUGAGCAUGAAGAUGGUGGUGAUGAAGAGAUGGGCCUCAGCACGCUCUGGUUGAUGCAUGUAAUUUCUCUUCAUUCGUUUUGCUCCAAGGUCACCACUUUUUUCCCAUGGAUCAUCAGUAUAUAUCAGAGUAGCUCUUGUGACAUGAUGGCAUUACGGUUCUUAACCUCAAGGGGAAAAAUGUUGGUAAAUUCAAUGGCAAGUUAUUAUGAAAUGGGAAAUUCUUCAAAUAUUAGUUAUCCAAAUACUAAUAACUUUCUUCUAAGGCCAACAAUUCAAGAAAACACUACAAAUAACGCUAUAAAUCACAACAUAAUAGCAAGUGCAACCACUAUUUCUCCUUCAUCUAUGUUAUGCUCUUCAUCAAAGGCAGGGCUGUCCCCUGAGGCUAAAGCUCUAGCAGCUUGCAAGAGUCACAAGGAGGCCGAAAGGCGCCGUCGCAAGCGUAUCAACGGUCACUUUGCCACCCUACGUUCCGUCCUCCCUAACCUUGUCAAAACAGACAAGGCCUCGGUGUUGGCAGAGGUGGUCCGGCGGGUGAGGGAGCUAAAAAAGGCCACCUCGGAAUUGACAGGGGAUGGACAUGAGGAUUACGAUGGGUGCAAUGCUUGUUUGCUUCCGGGGGACAUAGAUGAGGUUAGCCUACGACGUAGUGAAAAUGACAAUACUACCCUCAUUGCUACCUUGUGUUGUGAGGAUAGGCCUGAGCUUAUAUUGGACUUGACAAGGGCAUUAAGGUCAGUUAAGGGUAAAGUUGUGAAGGCGGAGAUGGCCACGGUAGGGGGUCGGACCAAGAAUGUUUUAUGGGUUCGGGGAGUUGGUGGUGGCGGGCCGGAGGGGCUGUUGAAACGGGCUUUAAAAGUGGUGGUGGACAAGGCACCUUCUUCUUCUGGGUUGGGCCAUGGGCUAAGGAUGCACCGACCGUAUUAAUUGGGAAGUGUGUUGGGCUGGGCCUGUAAUAUUGGUAGUUAAGUAUACAGUUGGAAAAUCCUAACUAACAAAUAUGUGUACUCUAUGUUUUUCUAACUGUCAAUUAGAAAGGAAAAAAAAAGAUAGUUGUGUAUGUUAAUGUAUGGAGCUUGUACUAGUUAGUAACUUUAUAUGAAUAUGAUGAUAGUUUGGGAAUCUGAAGCCAAUGAUAGUAAUAUGGCAAUAAUUAGUGCUUUUUAUUA
Molecule: messenger RNA, 1855 nt
Organism: Chenopodium quinoa (quinoa)
Lineage: Eukaryota; Viridiplantae; Streptophyta; Magnoliopsida; Caryophyllales; Amaranthaceae
Exons: 4
Coding region: 234-1613 (459 amino acids)
Biological process (GO): regulation of DNA-templated transcription
Molecular function (GO): DNA-binding transcription factor activity; protein dimerization activity
Source: RefSeq, a predicted model, not a curated record